Messenger RNA from Trichomonas vaginalis G3, 408 nucleotides. RefSeq lists its product as uncharacterized. NCBI's taxonomy places the organism in Eukaryota, Parabasalia, Trichomonadida, Trichomonadidae. The record is from RefSeq and is a predicted model, not a curated record. Bases 1 to 408 code for a protein of 135 amino acids. The transcript has a single exon.
AUGACAUUCUCUGUAAAAAACGCCAGUGCUGAAGACGUUAUUAAUGAUCUUAAUAUGGCAUGUUACUCAUGUUUCUGUCCGUUUUGUGCAAAUGGACAUAACUGGGCUGCUUUGCAAGGUCAAGAUUGUCAAUUGCACCAUUGCUUAUGUGCUCCUUCACCAUUUUGGACACGUCAAGUUAUACGUCAACGUCUUCAUGCGAAAAGAGAUUUUGUAGGUGAUUGCAUUAUAUUCUUCUGGCUUCCUGAGGUUGGUAUCUGCAUGGAUACAGUUGAAAUCAGAAAAUCACCUGAUAUUAAGGGUUCUAAUGAAUACUACUUUGGUGAAAACAAGAAACCAAAUACAGAAUAUUCUCAAUCCUUCUCAAACCAAAGCAAUCAACCAUUAGUUGAGACACCUUAUUAUUAA